Molecule: messenger RNA, 1273 nt
Organism: Wasmannia auropunctata (little fire ant)
Lineage: Eukaryota; Metazoa; Arthropoda; Insecta; Hymenoptera; Formicidae
Gene: Gclm
Product: glutamate--cysteine ligase regulatory subunit
Exons: 6
Coding region: 25-762 (245 amino acids)
Biological process (GO): glutathione biosynthetic process
Cellular component (GO): glutamate-cysteine ligase complex
Molecular function (GO): enzyme regulator activity; glutamate-cysteine ligase catalytic subunit binding
Source: RefSeq, a predicted model, not a curated record
UUCCCGGCUGCUCGCUCACUCGACAUGCUCUCGCAAAGUCUGCUCGUCAACACCGGGAACAUACUCUCCCUGAGCGAGGCGAGGCAGAAGGCGAGUCAGAAUUCCACGGAUGAGUUGAUCGAGACGCUGAAGGUCGUGCUCAACGAUGAACAGUGCAAGGGGGACGACACGACAGUUAUCAACGGAAAGAGGGACACGAGUUUGCAGGACGAGGAUAGGAAGGACUUGAAGAUCACCGUAAAAGUAUUUAUCUCGUCACCUGAUGUCGAUUCGCUAAAAGAGGCAUUGAAUCAAGCAUUUCAGGCACUAUGUACGGAUACUAUAGAGUCAUUAGUGAUAGCUUACAAGAGCGGCGAGAGUCCGGAAGAUAUGCUGUCGUCGUUAAAGAAAAUUUGGUCGGUGGUAGAGGAAUACGUAAAGGUUGACAAAUUAUCCAGCGUCGGACUGAGCGAUAUUAAUACAAACACUUUCAUCGAACUGUUCCAGUGGGCCAACAUAAAACCAAAUAUUGUACAGAUCAAUUUAGCCACGUGUUGCGUAGUACCACCGGCCUUGCAGGAAUUCACUAAAGAAAAUGACAUUCAGCUGUUAACACACAGCGAUCCCAGUCAAAUUCUCCCUCAAGAAGUACUAGAGAACAUAUUUGGAACUACUGCCUAUUUACACUGGCUGAUAAGAUAUCAGAUCCACCUUAAAUGCCGUGGAAUUUUAUCGUCGAAAGGGUACUUAAUGCGCAUUAAUAAGUCAAAUGUUAAGCCUUAAUGUUAGUAGCGGCGUUAAAGAUUAUUUCUGCACGAAUCAGAAUUAACGUGGUACGUGUCUCACAUUGACCUGUAUUAACAUGUUUUACAUGAAAACUUCAUGCUAAUGGAUCAAUUCUAAGCAGAAUCAAUACGGCUUGUAAUUUGUUCUCGUAAAACUUGUAAGAAGUUAUGACUGAAAUUGUAAUUCUGUGCUUAUCGAAAAACAUAUUCGUAAAGAUUUACGAUUUUCACAUAAAUCAACUAGCAGAAAGCUUGCCUGUAAAGAUACUGCAUUAAAGUUACAAGCAAUCAUAGCAGUUCUUACAAGUCUUACGAGAACAAAUUAUGAGCCUUACAAAUCUACUUAGAAUUGAUCCAUUAAUUUUUAUAAUCAUGAGCAUUUGAACACUUUAUUGUAUAUAUAUUAUUAUUAUAUAUAAGCUUUCAUAGUAUUAGUACUACGCGUCUUAUUCUUAUCAAUUAGCUCUCAAGAGUUUUUGUAUAAAUUUUUAUAGUAUGACUUGUGUAGA